AUCCUCAUUUCUGUGAAUUGGUUGGAGGGAUUUCUGAAAGUAUUCUUCUGUGCUGAAGUACUGUUACUCUUCGACUGUAUCUUUCUGUGACGAUAGGUCUCGGAAUUCGCCGGAAACCCCGAAUCAGAUGCCACGAGUUGUAACGAUCGAUGAACAGCAUGUUCACACUCUUGCAUUUCUACCUCUACGAUACUGACCUGCAUCUCUACGAGUACGCCUUGAAAGCGACGCGAUUGAAAGACGAUCGACCUCCACCUUUCCGUCCGUCUUGACCAUAUCUUCUCGCACCUGCAGACAAUCACAUUAGCAAUGCCUUCGACACUCAAACUUGAUGACCUCGAUGAUGAUUGUAUCGGUCUCGUGGUGGACGAGCUGAGGUACCAGUACGAGCGCCAUAAUUCGGAAUCACUUCGCUCGUUCUCUGUCGUAUGCCGGCGCAUUCGCGAGAUCACAUCCCCAGCCCUGUUCGCCCAGUGCUCAGCACCCCUGGACGUCGAUGUCCGCGGCUUCAUUCCAAACACGCUUUGGAAAUAUAUCCGUGUUUUGUCACUUACUGGACACCAAGGACGAAGCGGUCCAUACUUAAGAACCGACCAUCUCGAAAGGGCGAUGCCAUACUUCGAGGUUCUGGAAUCCGUGAGGUUCUUGAAUAGCUUGGGAAGUACGAUUAUCCUUGUCAUCCCUGCCGUGCUGGCCGCUCCUCGCCUACGAGCAUUACACGUUAUCAACCAAGUGGCAGACUCCGAACCAAGUCUGUCUGAUAGCCUCCAAUCUUCUACGAUUCCCCAGAUUCCUACCUCUGUCGUAGAGUUAAUAUGGACUAGGAGCCAAUGGAUUUAUAUGAGCGACGCCCAAAUAUCUGAUGAGGCAGCUCUAAUACGUUCAUUCUCCCUUCCUCUUAGACUUUCACUCCAAGUACUAAGUCUUCCCCUCGAGUCGACUCCAAUUCCCGAGCUUUCCACACUCAUCUGGCCCAAUCUCACCGAUUUCUCGCUCACCGCCAAUCGACCAUCACCGACCAUACCGCUAGCCAUAGACUUUCAUUCCGUCGUUAGCAACAUGCCCCGCCUUACCUCCUUGAGUCUGAUGCUACCCCAAUCACGGUCAACCUCGAGAUCAACCGUCGUUUUCCCCAAUAACCCGACCACGAUAUCUCCUCUCGAACAUCUCCGGAGCCUGGCGCUAGCCUACCCAAACCCGGAAGACCUUAUAUUCAACCAUCUUCCAGCAUCGUUAUGGCACCUAUCGCUAACGGACUGCCCCCGACAUUACCUCUCGUUGGACCCUCCGAGUCGUCUCAGAAAAUACGCUUACUCUGCGCCCAUCAUCACUUCGUCCGAGCUCCGGGAAAUCAUUGAUCGCUGCAACACUCCGGCUCUUAAGACCCUCGAAGUCGUCUACGAGGCGGACACAUCGGAGGGGGAAACGUUGGACUUGAUCGCCCGCAAGUUUUCGCAACUUCAUACACUCAAGUUAUUCCGCUACACAUCAUCUGCGGACGAUCCCGUAGACGCCACGGUCGUUGCAUCAGCGCUUUCUCCGCUCAAACAACUUCGUCACAUAUACGUCCACCUCAACAACCCGAGAGCUCCGUAUUCCUACCCCAAACAGCCCGCGGAGGAACAAUGGGCCGUCACGAGAUUCUGGGACGGCCUUCAACACACCGCGGACGUUUUCGCGAAUGCAUUCGCACCUCAUCUCAGGCUGGAGACGAUACACCUGCUCGAGCGCUACUAUUGGUCGACGCAUUGGACGAGAUGGAGUGUAAGGUAUGGGGAUGGGGAUGGGGGAGACGGCGGUGUCAAUGGUGGGUCCGGGAUCGGGAAGGAAGCGUAUUGUGUGCGCGUUCGCGAUUAUAAAAUCCCAGAACAAGUAGAACCGAGACCAAGACCUAGAUGAAUUGCAAGGCAGGACCGUUCCUGUUUCUGCGUGGUUUGGCUGCCUUUGUCGUGGUGGUACGUUUGUAGAUGACGCCGAAAGAUAGAGUUGAAUUGAACUUAAGUUCUG
Stereum hirsutum FP-91666 SS1 is the source of this 2007-nucleotide messenger RNA. RefSeq lists its product as uncharacterized. The transcript is spliced from 5 exons. The coding region runs from base 310 to 1899 and encodes 529 amino acids. The record is from RefSeq and is a predicted model, not a curated record. Lineage: Eukaryota; Fungi; Basidiomycota; Agaricomycetes; Russulales; Stereaceae.